AUGAGCAAUAGCAUAGAGAUAUCCUUUGGCAAGAUCUACAGGCCUUGGGGAACCAAAUUCAAACUUCUUGGCUCAUCAGUGGAGAUUUCAACAAUGUACUAUCAACGAAAAAUACAAUUGAGCAACCAGUUACUCAAGAUGAAACCCAGGGCUUUAAAGACUUCUUUAUUUGACCAAGAGAAGGCACUCAUUGCCGAAAUUAAGAAAUGGAGUUCCGUUGAAGAGAAGCUGAAGAUCAACUCUAGCAGAAGUACUAUCACUUCUAUAUACAAUGAAGCUGGCCCCAAGGUAUCUAAUCCAUGGGUUGUUGAAGCAGAACUCUUGUCUUUCUUUACCAACCUUAUGGGGAAAUGCAAUGAGGAAAUGCCAUGUCCAAAUACAAUGGAGAUUAAGAAUGGACCAUGUGUAACUAGAAAACAACAACUGCAACUGAUCCAUAUGGUGACUAGGGAAGAAAUUGAUGUUUUAAUACAAGAUAUGCCAACUGAGAAAGAACCUUGGGUUGAUGGAUACCCUAUAGAAUGUUUCACUAAGCAUUGGGAUGUGGUUAAGCAGGAUGCGUAUGCAGCUGUCCAUCAAUUUUUCUCUACAGGCAAGAUACAGAAAUCCUGGAAUUAUAUUGCCAUCACUUUAGUGCAAAAAAUCCCGACACCUACUCGCGUUAAAUAUUAUAGUCCAAUAGCAUGGUCCUCCACAUUAUACAAAAUUGUUGUUAAAGUUCUGACUGUGAGAAUUAAGAAGGCAAUACAUGAUAUCAGUGGAUAA
This is a messenger RNA of Lycium barbarum (goji berry), 765 nucleotides long. RefSeq lists its product as uncharacterized. Lineage: Eukaryota; Viridiplantae; Streptophyta; Magnoliopsida; Solanales; Solanaceae. The record is from RefSeq and is a predicted model, not a curated record. The transcript has 3 exons. Bases 1 to 765 code for a protein of 254 amino acids.